CUAAACUCUAUUGACAACUCUCACUAUGAGUAGCAGCAACAGUAAUUUCAACUCAACAUAUAAUUCUAUGGCAUACGAGAAACUAACAGGCCUCAAACCAUCAGCCAUGAGGGAUCCAAAAAUGAUUUACCCCAACGGAGGGGGCGGGACUUCAAGCACGGGUGUGAUGAGCCCUACCACACACAACAAUGGAACAAGUCAAUGGGCAGUAGGAAUGGCCAAUGCUUGUGAUGUGCUGGGUAAUCUGGGCAUGACUCCAUCAGUCGACCCUCACAACACCUUGUCCCGCAACACAACGUGGGACAUUCCAAGAGCAACUUGUGAUGCUUUUCAUAGGAAUAUUCCUCCAAACAAUGUAGAGGUUCUUGGUGAGCACAAGCAACGCAGUCGAAGCAGCAAGCAAACAUAUGUGAGCAACGUGAAUAACAGUUGGUCUAGCGCUGGUGAGAAGAGACUGAGUGGCUCAUGUAGCUCAUCUAACAGCAUUAACCACAGCAAAGGAGGUAGUGACACUGACUCGUCCAUGCUGCUCCCUAACUCAGCAUCUCAAAAGCUAACUAGCAACUCCCUCGUCUCUGACCCUGUUGUAUCAAAGCCUCAUCCUCGAGUUUCUGAAACUGAGUGCCCUCGUUUCUACUCACCUUCUUAUUCUAACUCCAAAGAAAAUGAUUUUCUCACAAGCAACUUAUUGUCUGGAUGCAGUACAUUAUCUUAUGCAGAUGCAUUACAAUCUAAUCUCGGUGAAAGUUUCUCUAAUUCAAGGUCAGUCCAUAACAAUCUCGAGUUUAAUCAAUCAUCUAUUCCUAAAUCUUGCUCCUCUGGGUCAAGUGGCAUCCAGGAGAGUCGCUCUAGCACGCCUUCCUCUAACUCAAACUCACUCACUAAGAAAAAGACUCGCCAAGCCGAGGAAUGUAGUCUUGAUGACCAAGAGCUUUCUGCCUCCAGUCCUUACUUCCAUCUUCCCAAGAGUGGCUUGGACCAGCUUGAAGUGUUAUCGGACAGCGGCAGCAGCCUGUCUCCUGACCUGGGUCAUGACAGCGACUCCAUCAAUACUGAACUUGAUGUUGGCUCCAUGGUCGAGAUUGUCAUCAAAGGCAUGCCAAGGUUUGGCGUGAUCCAGUGGCUUGGCACCAUCUCAGACGGCAAGAAGGAGGGCCGCGUGGUGGCCGGCAUUGAGCUGGAGGACGGGUCUGAUGGUUUGAGUGAUGGCACGUUCAACGGGCGCCGGCACUUCUCAUGUCCCCCUGGCAAAGCCAUCUUUGUGAACCUCUCCCUCUGCCGCCAAGACAGCCGCUUCCUGGAGACGCUGUCGUCCGCCAACCCCAGGGCCAGCAUAGGAAAGAAAAAGAAACCUGCUGCAGGUUGCGUCCCAUUCGCUUUUGGCAGCGAGGACUGCGGUCCUGUGGAGGGACGCGUGGCGCCCCCUCGCGGGUCUUCUGUACUGGCCAUGAUAGGCCGCAAUAAAGGCAUCCAGGGCCACCAGAACAGCUGCUACCUCGACGCCACGCUCUUCUCCAUGUUCGCCUUCACCAGCGUUUUCGACAGCCUGCUGUUCAGACCCUCGACGCACGGCGACAUCAAGGAGUACAGCGAAGUCCAGAACGUCCUCAGAGAGGAGAUCGUCAACCCACUGCGCUCGAGGAUGUUUGUUAGGGCAGACCGCAUCAUGAAGCUGCGCAAGCUGCUAGACGGCCUGUCGUCGGUCAAGGGACUCACCACUGAAGAGAAAGACCCCGAAGAGUUCUUACACUCGCUGCUGGCUCAGAUUCUGAAGGAAGAGCCUUACCUUCAUCUGUCGUCUGGCCAGCAGGCUUACCACUACCAGCUCUUCCUGGAGAAAGACGAUAACGUUGCCAUGCCUUCCGUCCAACAGCUCUUCGACCAGAGCUUCCUCACCUCUGAUAUCAAACUCAAGGAGGUUCCCUCCAUCCUGAUCCUGCAGAUGCCGAGGUUCGGCAAGGACUACAAGAUGUACCCGCGCAUCCUGCCUUCGCUGCUGCUCGACAUCACCGACGUCAUCGAAGACUCUCCUCGGCAGUGCAACAUCUGCGGUCAGGUGGCAGAGUUUGAGUGCCCGCAGUGCUUUGGGCAGUGCGGCUCGGGUCUUGAGAGCAUCGCCUUCUGCGACAACUGCCUCAGAACGGUUCACAACCACAAGGAGCGAGACCGUCACGAGUCGGUGCGCAAGUUGUGCGUGCCGCUGGAGUACCGUAUGUUGGCCAGUCACUGUCCCUCUGUACCCCGCAUAUUCAUGGAACUUUUCGCCGUGGUUUGUAUAGAAACUUCGCACUACGUCACCUUCACCCGAUGUGGGGAGGGGCCUGAGGCACCAUGGUGCUUCUUCGACUCCAUGGCCGACAGAAAAGGAGAGCAGCACGGCUACAACAUCCCUAGCGUGGUGGAGUGCCGUGAGUUGCAGGAGUGGCUGAGUGACCAGGGCAGCCUGGCACUGAGUGCCAUCACGGACGACAAGGCGCUGCCUCAUCUUACCCGCCGCCUGCUCUGUGACGCCUACAUGUGCUUCUACCACACUGCCAGAGUCGCCAUGUAUAGAUAAACCCUUUAGGGUAUUCAUUCUCUGGUAGAUAAAUUGACUACAUUGUUCGUUACAUGAAUCUACGACAUUGAUGGUUAGAUAAAUCUACUGCAUUGCUGUGAAACUAGGAAAUUCUCCAGGAUAUGGAAUAUUGCGGUAUUAGAAGUUAUAAUUAUGAAAAAAUAUAAGCAAAUUUUAUUUAUGCUACUUUAAUUGCAUUGCAUCGAUGAAUGUUUGGAAGAAGAAACCCGGUGGAUGUAAUGCAAUAGAUUUAGAGUUGUUCUUUAGAGUAAUAAAGUUUUCAAGUUGAGAAGCUUUGAGAGGAAGUAUAUCAUGUUGCUGAUCGCUCAUGUAUCGGUGCAGAUAACGGUCAUCUUAAAGCUAUUAGCGUUCAAUGAUGACUAUAAUAAGAGUUGUAUGAUACCGCAGUUGUAUGCCUUAUUUCCUCAUGCUCUUGUAUACCUGAUAUAAAUGAACUGCAAGUUGUCUUCAUCUUACAUCGACCAAAGUAAAUGCAUGCAUUUUACAUCGAAGUUAUCUACAUUUCUUUCAUACAUGUUCUGAUUUAAAAUGAACAGGCUUAUUUACGGUUGAGGCAAGUCAUGAAAGAGUAUUUUUAAGUGAAAAAGUAUUUUACUGUCACAGCAAACUUUAUGUUGGUGAAGCUCCCAAAUAUCUACUCGUAAGUGACAAUUGCGAAUUCCUCAAUACGAUGGUUAUUACUUAUAGGGGAAAUUCUAUUAAAGUGAAAUCCGUCGUAUUAAUUUUGUAGUAAUUGGCAUCUUUCCGACUAUGUGUGAUUUUUGAUGCUGUAUGCGAUCUGGAUAGAAAAAUUUCAGAGCUUUUUUUCAAUGUAGGCGAUUAGUUUCCAUUCAAAACGCAAUGGUGUGGUCAUUUCUACCGAUGUUUGUCAUGUCUCUAAGCUUUCUACCAUAAAAGAGGUACCUAAUACGAGACCCGUGAAUUAGAGUUUUACAUCCAGAGUUUGAUUAUUGAGUUUUUCAGCCUAAAUCUUCACUGACAGUUUCAAGUUGAGUAUCUCGCUGUCAAGACAGCGCUGUGUCCUGGCCUUUAGAGCUUCGGAUCAAUUGCCUACAAUCGUGUUUCUGCUGCCUUGCUCGUAUCGCCGUUAGUGACUACUUUCUAUUAAUCGUUUUGAUUGCAACUUGUUAUUAUAAUACGGAGUCAAACUUUAUUCGAUUCAUUUGGGAUCUUGUAUUGCUAGAUAACUUGUCAGUUUCGGGACACCCCGGCGCCUGUUUCAUGGACUGCAAAGUCUCAUGUCCAUGUUGAUUCAAUGCACUUCAUUACGUUUGUAGAUUGCUACGAUCUGCUUCAUGUUCCUAUAGCUUAUGCUAAAAGUUGAGUACCGGUACAUUUUUUUUUAUUUCUGUGAUGUUAAGUUGAAAUUGUUCUGUAACAUCAUUAGUUGAGCUUUUUAUUUAUCACGGAAAAUAUAUCUUUACUUAACCGGGCCACAACCAGCGAUGGCUCAGCAAGUUAAACGCUACAUCCUCAACAUGAGAUUGCCUUGUAACUUCGAAGGGGCGUGUGACCUGGUCUCACAGGCGUGAAAUGUUCUAAUGCUAAUGUCUGUUGUCUCUAAGAGGUUCUUCAAGUAUUCUAUGAACUAUGAAAGUCACCGCGUGGAGCCUGAGUGAUUGCAGGUUUCUUUAUUUAAUUAGUUUGCGCAUUGAUUGCUAGCGUAUAUUGACCAAAGAUUAGUGGAGGUGUAUAUAUAUAUGUUGGCGCUUUUUUUAAGUUGUUAUUUUUUUAGCAGGAAAUUACAAACGUUAUAUUAAGUCGAGUUGGCGAGCUACCUCGUCCUGACUCCUGCUAGUCACGUUACUAAGUUGCUUCUAAAGCACCUCGCAUUCAUCUUUUCAUGCCACGAAAUUGCAACGUUCUGAGAAUAUCCGCCUGAUAUUCUGUUUUUUUCAGUAUCUUAUUGUUAAACUUUAAGUUUAUUUCUGUAUAUUAUAGUAGUGUUGGAAAUUGUCAAUGGUAAGGCCAUUAUACGCCAAAUUUCAGACUUCACCUUUAACUCACGUUGUAUGCAUCUAUGUUUGCGUUCUUCACAUCUUUUUUGUUUAGCUAACUAGCGCUUGGCACAUUUAUGGAUUGUUUUUUUUAUUUGCCUGUAUUUUUGUGACUGAGAUACUCCGACGGUAUUGCGAUGUGCUGUGCUAAAUGUUCCGAUGUUCCAUAACUCGGUUGACGCGCUCUAAACUUUCUUUGUAACCUUCUGCUGUCCAUCACGAUUUUUUUUGCCCUGCUUCAUAUGUCACGGCCAUUAUGAAGAUUCCUUAUUAUUUAAUAACGCCAUAGUUUUAAACCUAAAGCCCUAUGUAUUGUCCGUUUCGCAGUGUUGCACAUUUUGAACAGAGGCACCACAUUGUAUAUUAGUGUUCUUUCACAUUAAUGGUUAUACUUUUUAAGUGAUAUUCCAUGGAUUGCCAAAGUUCAUAUUAUUUCUAUAUGAGCGAAUAAAAUUCUAAUGCUGAAGAAUUUUCUAUGUUGAAUUCUAAUGAAUGAAGUGUUCACCUCAAACUUAUAAAUAAUUCCAUUUAGUUGCCUUGAAGAGGCCUAUGAUUUUCUCCGUUGUUGACUAAUUUGGUGUUUUUUCUUAAGUCGCUACUCAUUCACCUUUGUCGUGUAUGGUCUUUUGUGAUAUAUAUAUUUACUAACUAUUAAUACAGUUUAAAUCA
Molecule: messenger RNA, 5244 nt
Organism: Hyalella azteca
Lineage: Eukaryota; Metazoa; Arthropoda; Malacostraca; Amphipoda; Hyalellidae
Gene: CYLD
Product: ubiquitin carboxyl-terminal hydrolase CYLD
Exons: 13
Coding region: 26-2557 (843 amino acids)
Biological process (GO): protein K63-linked deubiquitination
Cellular component (GO): cytosol
Molecular function (GO): K63-linked deubiquitinase activity; cysteine-type deubiquitinase activity
Source: RefSeq, a predicted model, not a curated record